Messenger RNA from Plasmopara halstedii, 705 nucleotides. RefSeq names its product isoamyl acetate-hydrolyzing esterase 1. The record is from RefSeq and is a predicted model, not a curated record. The coding region runs from base 1 to 705 and encodes 234 amino acids. Lineage: Eukaryota; Oomycota; Peronosporomycetes; Peronosporales; Peronosporaceae. The transcript has 2 exons.
AUGUCCAGCGAGCGUCGCCCAGUCUUCUAUUUCAUCGGUGACUCAAUAACGGAGCAUGGCAGCGAUCCAAGUAGGAACGGAUUCAUCACAAUCUUGCAAAAUCACUAUGUCCGCUCCGUCGACUGUGUCAACCGCGGCCUUUCUGGCUACAACUCUAAAUGGGUACUAGAGCACGGAAUGCCCAUUUUUGCCGGGGAGCUGCAGAUCGAGUACUCAGCAUCCUUUGUCACAGUCUUUCUAGGAGCAAACGAUGCUGUGCUUGAGCACGGACCUGACAAGGCCCAGUACGUAUCGUUGCAAGAUUACCGGUCAAAUUUGAGAAAGAUCUUACACACGGUAAAGCCGCUAUUAGCCCCUAAUGGCCAAGUUCUUUUGAUCACUCCUCCGUGCAUUAUUGAUUCGGCGCGUCGUAACGACCGCAGCGAUGCGUCGGCUGGCAAGUACGCCAAAGUUUGUGUUGAUUUGGCUGCAGCAGAAAAUGUUCACGUUUUGGAUUUGCAUACAUACUUUAACACAACUUUCCCGGACGAAAGCGUUCGCAAAACUUUCUUUAUUGACGGUUUGCAUUUUUCCGAAAAGGGAAAUAAAGAAGUUGGCAAGCUUCUGGGAGUUGUCAUCAACGGUAUGUUCGGCAAGGAAAUGCUUGACAAGUUUAACAAGUGGCAGCUUCCUGACUGGCACGACUUCGUUCCUCACGAUAAUUGA